AAAAUGCAAAUUCAUCCAAAGCCUCAUAAAUUGAAUUAGGGCUAGCGCCAAAGUUUUCCACUGCAUACGUCUUUCAAUCGAUCGGGUGAUACGUAAAGUAGUUAUAAGUACAAGUCAAUUAAGUUUUUGUUUUGCCAAAAGGCGUAGUUAUAAUAUAAAAUUGAGGGUAUUCUUAACGAAAAUAAAUAGUAAUGAUUUACAAAAUGUCAUGACGUAUAUUAAAGUUAACUACCCGUCUCACAGACGUCGUUAUCGAUCGUUGGAGCUGUUGUGAAUUAAAGGAAACGUGGAAAUUGGCGUCUGUUGCUGUAAUACGCUGUCAAAAUGGCGUUUUCGUUGCGAAAAAUGUUUUCUAACAUAUCUUAUUUCUCGAAGUCAGGAGAUCAUACCAGUCCCGAUGGAGACAUUACUGGAAGUCCUCAAAGACGUUACGUUAUAAGAGAAGCGUCAGAAAACAUCGAAAUCCAUCCUACAGAGCCAGAUUCAACUUCAAAACACCUAGCAUCUAGUCUCAAACUUCCAGAAUCAGUUAAAAAAUUCGCUGCGAAAAAAGGUUCACUAUCAGAUACCGACCUCCUUACCAUCAAUGAUGAAUCAAAAAGCCGUAGUCGCAAACCCAAGUCUUUAAAACUGGAUAUUAAGAAAGCUAGUCAGUCUAUGACGGACUGUUUCACGCAGACAGACCGCUCCUACGUAGAAAAUACACCAAAACACAUUCUAUUGGAGUGCAAGAGUGCGGACUUGUUUAGUGAGAAGUUUAAAUCUUUGAACUUCAGUCGGUCAUUUGAAUUUGAUUUAUCUUCGGACUCCGAACAAGAAUUAGACAUAGAAUCGUUGUCCGAAUGCUCUGAUACAGACCUAUCUGUGAAAGAAGAAGAGACGUCAGAAAUAAAAAUGUGUAGGAAAGUGGAAUCAAGCUGUGAGACUGAAAUUGUUCCGUCGGUCACUCCGGAGUCCUUCGGUGAUGUCGAAUUAGACCGAAGUGAGGAGCAACGUAUGGAGCUACUGUUCAACUAUGAAAUGCGAUUUGAAAGAGUGGAAUUAGUUUUAAAGAAAUUGUUGUCCGAAUUCCAAUUUCACAUUGACGUUUGCAAACUGUUUAAUGAGCGGUUUGUAGUCACUGCCCGGCCUGGCACCGAUGUUGCUUCUAUACCAAGCAAAUACGGCCAAGUACAUUGUAUAAACAACGUUAACCGUGACACUCCAACCGAAUACUGGAACAUAGUAAUGCAGAAAGAAGAUAAUUAUGCUAAACAGAAGUUCCGUAGCGUUAUAGAAUCUAUACAACAACAAUUACUCACAUUCUAUAAAGAUUGCCUUGAAAUUCCUAAACCACAGAAAGUUAAAAAACCAAUCAAACGUAGUACAACAUUUGAUUUACACAAAGGGAAACGCAUGCACAAAAGUAUUAAAGUCUCAAAUAAGAAACGCAUCAAGCACUUUGAUUUUCCAGACUACCGGGAAGCGUUCCUCAAUCUAUUCAACAUGGAAACCGAUGAGACGGACACAAAACUCAACCAAUCAGACGUAGACAAGUCCUGUGUAUGUCAAUGUCACUUGUCUCUUAACCAAUCAGACAGUGGUCUGACAACGAAGACGGAAAACUCCAAUCAAUCAAUAACAUCAUCGAUCGGUAACUUCAGUUUAGAUUCCACAACGUUAUCCGCAUACUCUGAAUCUCUAGAUAUGAUUGUAAGCUACAAUAGUUUCGACGAUUCAAGCCUAUUUACUACACUUCUUCAAAAGCCAGCUAUUGAACGCAUAACCUUCUACGUACAAGUCCACAGUAUUCAACUCAAACCGGAAAUAACCGAAAGCUUUGAUGGUAGAAACUCAAUUAAAUUCUACUGCCCCGCUUGUGAGACGACAGACAACGAAGAAGAUGGAUUAUUAAAACACAUUUUGAAUCAGAAGCACUGUGAAAAAAUACAUUUUCUGUACAAGACUGCGUAUAUAAAGAAGUGUGUGAUGGCUGGGAAGGAAAUACAGCCCAGUACGGUCUUGAAUCCGAUGACAAUGUAUCGAGAUGAUAACAAAAUUGUUUGCUUUGGAGACGCUAUGUACGCUUGCUCACUUUGCUUUGAAAACUUGAUCAUCGGUGAGUCCAUACUCAUGGCUCACUGUGCAGAGCCAGUUCAUUUGCAACGGAGAGAGAAAUUGUAUGAAAUCUUUGAAUAGACUACGGACCUACGGUUGUAAGGGUGAUCGCUUCUAUUGACUAUCGGUCAGUAUCUCUUCUUUUUCUAAGACUUGUUCUUGAAUCUUUAAUGAAAGUGCUGUUCAGAUAUUAGUUUAUUAAUAUUACUUUUUUAUAUACUAAAUAUAACAAUAAUAAUUUUUUUUGAGUGCCAUAAUCAUGAUUGAAAGCAAACACAAAACAUUUUUAUCUGAAAUUGAGAAUAAUCCUUCCUUUUAGUGUCCAAACCGCAACCCUCGUUUGGAAUUAUAAAUUAUUACUUAUUUUCUUACAAUGGCUGUCAAAAGAUUGAAUAAAAAUAUGUCACUUCAUAGCCAUCCUCAAAAAAACGUUAUUUCAUAAAAAAAACAAUGCUCUAUGUGCCAAAUCUUUAUCAAAAACCUGAUCUAUUUAAAUUUUUAUAUGUACAACUAAACACUUUUAAUAAUAAAUCUAUUCUUGCUAAAAAACUACUCAAAAAAUAUCUGAACAGUACUUCUCCCCUUAAAACAUGACAUUUUAUACCAAUUUUGUUUCUUUUCAAAAAAUCUAUUCUCUAAAUAUUUUUAUUCUGAAUCCCAGUCUUUUUUUGUUUAAACAAAAAAUCGACGUUUUAAUAUAAAUUAGUUGUUAGUCGUAAAUUCGGUGCUCGCAUAGUUCAUUUUGUGUUCAGUAGGUAUUUUCGCUAAACCAG
This is a messenger RNA of Trichoplusia ni (cabbage looper), 2870 nucleotides long. RefSeq lists its product as uncharacterized. Bases 325 to 2178 code for a protein of 617 amino acids. NCBI's taxonomy places the organism in Eukaryota, Metazoa, Arthropoda, Insecta, Lepidoptera, Noctuidae. The transcript is spliced from 2 exons. The record is from RefSeq and is a predicted model, not a curated record.